This is a messenger RNA of Dermacentor silvarum, 1512 nucleotides long. Its product is annotated as L-sorbose 1-dehydrogenase-like. Gene Ontology annotation, molecular function: oxidoreductase activity, acting on CH-OH group of donors; flavin adenine dinucleotide binding. Lineage: Eukaryota; Metazoa; Arthropoda; Arachnida; Ixodida; Ixodidae. The coding region runs from base 1 to 891 and encodes 296 amino acids. The record is from RefSeq and is a predicted model, not a curated record. The transcript is spliced from 6 exons.
AUGAGGCGAAUAGCGGAGGACGGCAUGGCGAAGCACAAGGAGAAAAGCAUAAUUCCUGUUCUGGCUGACCUGCCGGUAGGCUACAACCUUCAGGACCAUAUGCACGUCGAGGGCAUCUCUGGCACGUUGCCUUAUCCAGACGGAAUAGAACUUUUCCGGACGUCCACGGUGCUGAACUACAAGCUCAUGCGGACAGGUCCAUUUGCCAUUCCUGGAUCCAUUGAGGCUCUUGCAUUUGUUAGCACGCCGUAUGUGAAUGCAUCGCUGGAAUUCCCGGAUGUUGAGAUCGUCCUGCAGUCCCUCCCUUCUUCAGCGCUUCCCUUGGAAUACUAUCUGACAAACAUGGAUCUCCGGAAAGAGGUGUACGAUCAAUACUUCCUGCCCAAACGCGGAGAUUACGGAUUCGCACUGGCUCCAGUGAUGAACAGGCCGAAAUCGAGAGGUUACGUGAAACUGAGGACAGCGAACCCACUGGACCAACCAAUCAUUGACCCGAAGUAUUUGACGCAUCCUUACGAUCUUGCGGUGGCAGUUGAAGGGGUCAAGAUAGCACUGCGACUCAUGGAGAGCGACGCUAUGCGGGCCCUCGGCGCGAAGCCUUGGGACAUCCCUCUAGAUGCGUGCUACUCUGCAGGCCCCAUAUGGAGUGACCCGUACAUAGCCUGCCUUGUACGCCACAUGGCUCACACCACGUGGCACGCCUGCUGCACGUGCCCCAUGGGUUCGGACGAAAGGGCUGUGGUGGACCACAGGCUCAGGGUUCGCGGCCUGAAGAGCCUUCGCGUCGUGGACGCAUCUGUCAUGCCAACAAUAGUAACUGGGAACCUCAACGCACCUGUGAUGAUGAUCGCCGACAAAGCAGCGGCUAUGAUUCGACAAGAUAAUCGUUAGCUAAUAUUGCUUUAUUUAGGCAUUCAAAACACAGGUUAGGAUUUUCUAUGAUUACCGUUUGCGCUACAUUGACAAGGCGAAGCUAAACAAAAUGCUGAGCUGCGACAGUUUACUUUUUGGUCCAUAGCUGUCAUCGUUCCAAGUGUACGUUAGCUCAUAUUACUCAAAAACGGUACUCGUGAUUUACUUUUUUGCUAGGAAUAAGGUGACUGCGAUUUCAGCCUGUCUUGGAAGGUGCAUCUGUGUGGCCGAAAAGCUCUGAUUUUAUAAUCACAGGAACUUUUUUUGUCGGCAUCAUUGUCGUCUAUACCAUCUCGGGAAAAACUUGGAAUUCCGUUUCUGCCACCCAUUUCGGCAUUCAUUGCAUGCCCGUCGCUCUCAUGUUGUGUGUGCAAGCUCUGUAAAAAAUACCCGAAGGCAUUGCAUGAAAUAAACUGGCUAGGUUGCCCUCGCACACUUUGCGCGAAGUUGUAUAUCCUGAUGUACCGUCUUAAUCUUGUGCCACACAAAUUUCGCUCAGUAACUGGGACAUUUUUAGCAAAUAUGUUAUACCUACUUAGGAAUUAUGUGGACUGAGAUUACUUGGUGAAACGUGUGUGGAAUGAUAAUAAAUUAUAUAUU